AUGGUAUCAGCAAAACUACAAAGUAACACUACUGACGACCUGUGCAGCAUUUGUGAUGGUAGGGUAGAGUGUGCUCCCACAGCUAUCCUUCUUAUAACCCUCAUACACACACUGUAUGGAAAUCUAGGACCUGAAAUUGACUACUUUAGAAAGAACGUACACGAAGAAAGAAGACUUUCAAAUCUUGAAACGGAAACUAAUAGUGAUGUCCCAAAGUAUAGGGCUGAAAUGAUGUAUAAAUAUCCUAAGAACCAAAAUGUGAACUUUGAACCAGAGGAUGAAGUUAGAGAAACUGAAUAUGACUUUAUAGUGGUUGGUGGUGGUACCGCUGGGUGCGUGGUCGCUAGUCGACUCUCGGAAAAUAGAAAGUGGAAGGUGCUACUGGUAGAAGCGGGUUCUGAAGAACCUAAAAUGGCCCUAAUACCAGGACUCACGAGUGAGUUUAAGGGAUCUGCGUUAGAUUGGCAGUACACUAUGAGACCGAAGAAAGGAUUUUGUCAAAACCAAUCUGAAAGAGGUUGUGAAAUCGUACAAGGCAAGGUUCUAGGUGGAACAUCUACAAUUAACGAUAUGGCAUACGUUAGAGGUAAUCCGGCAGACUACGAUGAUUGGGCACUGGCUGGAAAUGAAGGGUGGAGCUUUAGUCAAGUGCUUCCUUACUUUAAAUACUCUGAGGGUAACUAUGAUAAGGAUAUAACCAGAAAUAAGAAUUACCACUCGACAAGAGGGCCGUUAGAUGUAGGAAGAUACCCGUAUGUAGAUGAUAAUGUAGAUGUGCUAUUAAGUGCAUUUAAUGAAUUAGGUUACAAUUAUACAGAUAUAAAUGGAAGAAAUCAAUUGGGAUUUAUGAGAAUCCAAACAAUGUCAUAUUUUGGAGAAAGAGUAAGCAGCUAUACAGCGUUUAUUGAUCCCAUAAGAAAACUACGAUCAAAUCUUGUAGUUAUAACGGAGGCUUUAGUUAUGAGAAUAUUAUUUGACGAUAAUACAGAGAACUUCAGAGCAAUAGGUAUUGAAUUUGUUAGAAAUGGAUCGAGGCGCCGCGUGUCAGCGUCUAAAGAAAUUAUUCUGUGCGCUGGUACCAUUAAUUCUCCGAAACUAUUAAUGCAGUCAGGGAUUGGACCUAAAGACUACUUGGAGUACUUAAACAUAAAAGUAUUAAAUGACUUGCCGGUUGGAGGAAAUUUUCAAGAUCAUGUAUCUGUAUGCUUACCGGUAAUAAAAUUAACAAAAACAGCAAGGACAGUGAGGUUUCCUGAGAAAUUAAAAGAUAUUACUACCUACUAUACGAAAGGCAAUGGACCAUUAUCGGCAAACUACCAAGUAAUAGCGUUUAAAGAAUCCACUAUCUCUGAUAUUUUCGGUACACCUGACUUAGAGUUUCGAUUUCGUGGACACGACUCUAACAUGUAUUACGAUAAAAUUGAUAUUUGCACAUGUUUAUUGACACCAAAAAGUCGUGGACAAGUAUUAUUAAAUGCAACAGAUCCUGUAUAUGGUAAACCACUAAUAUAUCCCAAUUUUUUGAAAGAGCCUUCUGACGCAAAAAAGUUGUUGGAAGGAAUACAAGAAAUUGUAAAGCUUUUUGAUACUGAAGUUUUCAAGAGUGCUGAGUUUGAAUUUGAUCCCAGGCAUAUAUUAAACAACGAAUGUAGUAAUCACCAGCGUGUAUCUGAAGAAUUUUGGUCAUGUAUCAUCAGACACUUCUCAGCACCUGUACAAAACUACGCUGGUACGUGUAAAAUGGGGCCAGCACAUGAUCAUGAGUCUGUAGUUGAUUCAAACUUGCGAGUAUAUGGCACAGUUAACUUGAGAGUGGUAGACGCUUCAAUUAUGCCAAAAGUAACAAGAGGUUCUACAGCCGCCCCUGUUAUCAUGAUUGCUGAAAAGGCUAGUGAUUUAAUUAAAACUAUAUGGUACUAGUUUAAUACUAAAGAUACUUUAUUAAAAUCUUCUUUAUCGUCCUUAUAAUUAAUGUAAAACUAAACGAAACUUUUAGUUUUCA
Leptidea sinapis is the source of this 2002-nucleotide messenger RNA. Its product is annotated as glucose dehydrogenase [FAD, quinone]-like. The record is from RefSeq and is a predicted model, not a curated record. The transcript is spliced from 3 exons. Lineage: Eukaryota; Metazoa; Arthropoda; Insecta; Lepidoptera; Pieridae. Bases 1 to 1920 code for a protein of 639 amino acids. Gene Ontology annotation, molecular function: oxidoreductase activity, acting on CH-OH group of donors; flavin adenine dinucleotide binding.